AUGGGGAACUCCUAUGCAGGCCAGCUGCGGACUACACGCUUUGAGGAGGUCCUUCAUAACUCCAUUGAGGCAUCACUGAGGUCCAACACCAUAGUGCCACGGCCUGUCUUCUCUCAGCUGUAUCUGGAGAGUGAGCAGCCAUUGGCACACGAUGGCCGAACAGAGAAUGAUGACGAGGAUGAUGAAGAUGGCUCAGAAUCUAACAGCCCUCCAAUACCCUAUCAGAUGAAACCCCCACCUGAGGGAUGCUGCACCACUGACGGCUUCUGUCAGGCAGGCAGGGACCUGCGUCUGUCGUCGCUGGCAUCAGAUUCCCUAGAUGUUCCCCCUGGGUUUAUGCUAGUUGGAGUAAAGUCCCCCUCCCUCCCUGAAACCCUGCUGGUGUGCGCUGUGGACCGCCGCUUCCUGCCGGAUGAACGGGGUCGCAACGCUCUGCUGGGUUUCUCAGGGAAUUGUAUGGGCUGUGGAGAGAAAGGGUUCCGCUAUUUCACAGAGUUCUCAAACCACAUUAACCUGAAGCUCAGCACCCAGCCCAAGAAACAGAAGCACUUAAAGUACCAUCUGUACCGAAACAACCAGGGCGUGUUGGUCAAAGGAGCUCCCAUCUGCUGGAGAGGACAUGAUGGUAGAAUGAGACAGAUAGGGUCCAACCCCUCAGAAGGCCAUGUGACAUCAGAUGAACAGCCACCAAACCUGGCAUUAACUCACCCAUCACACACACCUGGCAGCUACACAGCAUCAUCACAUGUAGACCCAAUUGGUCUGCCGCAAAUCGCUGAUGUCCCCCACUCACUGACUAAUGGCAACCAUGCUGUUCCCUCCAUUGCCCAGCCACCUUUAAAUCAAUCAGGGCCUGGGAGACCCUCAGCUACAGGUCCCCAUACAAAUGCUGGACCCCCCAAAAAGAGGCACAAGGGUUGGUCACCAGAGUCAUCUGCCAACAGCCUGCCAGAGAGCACUGUAAAGACACAACCAUCUUCAUCAGCCUUACCUACAUUAUCUGUGUCCUCUGCUGCCACAAAUGGAUCCAGAUCAGAGACUGCAGUUCCAUUGAGUUCCUCGCAGGGGUCCUUAACCCCACUCUCUCCCCCAGGGCUGUCUGUAACAGUGCCCAAUCAGCUUCUACACACCUGCGGACUGCAACCUGUCAUCUUCAAAGGUCAUGGUCCUCUUCCUCAGCUGACUGGCAAUGUCAGUGAAGUGCUCGUCAGUUCUCUUCUCCAGAGUUGUUACCUGAGCUCCCAGACACUCCCCAGAGUCUACCAGCACUAUGGACCAUCACCCAUUCAGCCACUCUCGACUGAGAUGCAGAUUCUACUUACUGUCUACUACCUUGUUCAGCUGGGUCCUGACCAAGUGCCCCUGAUUGAGGACUUGGAGCAGAUAUUCAUGAGGUCAUGGAGGGAGUCCCAUCUCAGUGAAAUCAGACAGUAUCAACAGCCUCAAACACCAGUCUCCCAAGGGAGGCACUAUGGCUUAGAGACCCCCUCCACCGUGCCUGGGUUGCCCCAGCAUCUCUCCUUACCUCCCCAGAGCCAGCAACCACUGACCCCUAGCCAGCUCCCUUGGCUCGCCCAGCUGGCUGCAUCGUCCUGUGGAGAAGGUGUGGUGGUAUUAGGAGAGCAGGUCACAUCUUUGUCUCAAGGCCUUCAACAAACAUUCAGCAGGUUAAUGGAAGGACGGUUUGAAAACACCAGCUACGUAGUCAUCAUUGUAACUGCACCAGGACAGGAAACACAAUCCUGUGUGGUAGUCACAGGUAAACACCAGUGUCGUGCCUUGGCAGAGAGUAUGUACUCUCCCAGUGAGGGUCUGAGAGAAAUCAACCACCAGCUCUCUACUGGUGUUGCCCAGGAACUCAUCCACUACUGCAAUUCCCUCGGACAAGAUGGGGAUAUGGAUUCCCUCCUGGAUAGCGCCACUGUCGACAGCAACCAGCCAUCUCCUUUAUCGAGCAGUCAAGAAUCAGCUGAAGAGAGGACUCUCAAAAACACACAUAGUCCAAAGGAUUCACAUACACAGUGUUCAAAAGACUCACCCAGUCCUAAAGAAGCACCAAGUCCGAAAGACUCCUGUUCAGAAUACUCUGUUGAAUGGCGUGAAGUUCGACCAAUCCAGCUGGCCGUAGCCAGAAAGCUGCUGUCCCAUGUUUGUGCCAUAGCAGACUCAAGCACACAGAACUUGGACCUUGGCUCCUUUGACAGGGUCAGCUUUCUCAUCCUGGUCCCACCCUCCGAGGUCACAUUUCAACAAACUGUUCUCCACCUCUGGAGCUCUGGUGUCCUUCAGGAGCUUGGGGGUUUAGACCAGGAGUGUGUGUCUCAGCGGGACGCUGUGCGUUAUGUGGUCAAGAUGGAUCAAAGCGCACAGGCGCGCAUUGACAGCCUCAUCGAGGAAGCACACAGCAAUUCUUAUACUCUUUACAUCCUCGUCCAUGACCAUGCUCACUGGGACAUUAGCAGUGCAUCCUACAGUAGCUCAGACGGUGGUUUGGGUCUGGUAGACCAGCUUUUAAACUCCAGACAGGUCAGAGAUGCUCCCAACAUCCUGAUUCUCCACGUCACAUCCUUCCCCUUCGCUCUGCAGACGCAGUACACCCGCAUCAGCCCUUACAAUGAGAUCCACUGGCCCUCUGCAUUCAGUAAUGAUGUGGACCUGUAUCACGAGAGAACGCGGUACUUUGGUGUGUCAGAGCUUUUAGAUUCAACCCGUUCAGGAAGCAGUCUGCCUCUUAUGCGUUAUGAUUCCUCUUUUGAAAGCAUGGUAUCUGCCUUGGAAGAGAGGUUCCCUAAGCUGCACAGUGCUGUGAUUCGGACGACAGUUCUGAUCCAACACUACUGCGUAGCUCUUAUGGCUGCAUCUGGCAAAAUCAGCGGCUCCCACAAUCUCCACAAACACACCUCUGUGGAGACCCUGGAGAUUGUACAAUCACUACUUACUGCUGCCCAGCAAUGCCCCGCCCACCACGGUCACAUGGUCCUGCUGCGGAUCCCCUCUUUGGCUCUGGCAGCUUGGGCCCACCGACGGCUGUCCAGAGUGAGGAGGCAGCUGGGUCUGGAAGAGAAUUUUGAAAUCAUACUGGGGAACCCCAGCCAAGCUCUGAAUAUUGGACAAAGCUUUACUGAUCAGAUCAAGACAUGGCUAAAAAUCCAAGAUGCUGACUGGGUUCCUCAUACCUACCUGGAGCUGGAAGCUCUUCCCUGCAUCCUGAUCCUGUCGGGAGCUGAGCCACUAGGAGAAUCAUUACCCAGGUCACUGAAGUACUGUGACCUUCGUGUGAUAAGCUGCUCCUAUCUUCAUCGUACCACACUUGAACAAGAGCUAGGACUAGCUGCUUACCUGGUGAGGGCAGAAUCACGACCCCCACACAACCAGGGGCCAGGAAGCGACCUGCUGGAGAGUGACGCAGAAAAACUCAGCAGCACUGACAAUGAGGAGGAGGAGGGACAGGAGAAUGGGGACUCCCCUCUUUCAUCCAGCCAGCCGCACCAGUCAUGCCCAGACAAUGGAGUGUUAGAUCCCUUCCCUGCCCAAAGUAACACCUCUCCUAAUGUCCAGAAAAACACAAUGGACACCAUCCAGUCUCCCUCACAAACCCAGACUCAACUUCAGCCCCAGCCUUCAUCUCAGGCUUUUUCAUAUCCUCAACCCCCACUUCACCACCAAACCCAGACUCAAGUGCAAAGUUAUACCCAAGCCCAACCAGUUUCCCAGCCCCAAAGUCAAAAUCAGCCAUCAUCUCAAACUAAUUCCCAGCCUCACUUGCAAACACUCUCCCAACACCAGUCCCUCUCACAGAUGCAAAUAUCGCACCCUCAUACUCAACCGCUGCCACCUGCCCAUUCUCGUCGUCAACCCUCCAAAUCCACCUCCUCUGGCUCCUUGUCCCCCCGAGCCUCCUCUCCUCAUCUAAGCUGCUCCUGGGCACGGGGAGUGAGUCGCCCACCUUCUGUGCUCCUUCCUCACGCUCUCUACGACAUUAUCACAGCCAGUGACAACAGCGGGCUUCCACGAUGUACCUCAUUCCUGCCACACAUGUCUGUCGCAUGGGCAAGCAGCUUCAGACCCUUGCUGAGUAAGAUGAUGACAUGUACAGAACAGUCACUGUAUUAUCGCCAGUGGACAAUCCCCCGCUCUUUCCACAUGGACAGCAGCAAUCGCACUGAGGGACGAAGUGACAAUUUUCACCCUCGUAGACUGCUCCUCAGUGGACCCCCACAGGUGGGUAAGACAGGAGCGUACCUGCACUUCCUGGGUAUUUUGUCUCGGAUGCUGAUCAGGCUGAUGGAAGUGGAUAUCUAUGAUGAAGAGGACAUAAACUUCAGUACCCAGGCAGAGGGGGUCCAAUACAACCCACCCAAUGCCUCCUGGCCCAACCCGGACAUUAUAAGGACAAUGCCCUUUGACUACACCAUCCAUGACCCCAAAUAUGAUGACAUCAGCACAGUCUAUUGUCCUGGAUAUAAACCUGGUGCUGACGGAAACCCUGUGCGGCAGGAGGAUGUAUACCUACGUAGGCGGACAUCUAGGAUCAAGCUGUCUAAAUAUGCAGCAUACAACACCUAUCACCACUGUGAACAGUGUCACCAGUACUUGGGCUUCAACCCCAGAUACCAGAUGUAUGAGUCAACACUGCAUGCCUUCACAUUCACUCAUCUGCUGCUUGGAGAAGAUAUCCAGCUGUAUUUCAUCAUCCCAAAGUCUAAAGAGCACUACUUUAGCUUCAGCCAACCUGGAGGCCAAUUGGAGAGCAUGCGGCUGCCCCUCACUUCAGAUUGGAGCCCAGACAGUAUCAAGAGUCCAAUCUUCACCCCAACCACCGGCCGUCAUGAGCAUGGUCUGUUUAACCUGUACCAUGCAAUGGAUGGAGCCUCACAUCUACAUAUCCUGGUGGUCAAAGAGUAUGAAAUGGCCGUCUACAAGAAGUACUGGCCCAACCACAUCAUGCUGGUGCUGCCUACAGUCUUCAAUGGAGCUGGAAUAGGUGCAGCUCACUUCCUGAUUAAAGAACUGUCGUAUCACAACUUGGAGCUGGAGCGUAGUCGACGGUUGGAGGGAGGGGGCCCAGCAGGUGAUGUCUGGCCCUUCAUCAUCCUGGCUGAUGACUCGUGUGUGAUGUGGAAUGCAGUGGACCUCGACGCACGCAAUGGUCCAGUGGAGCACGCUGUGUCACUGAAGCAGGUUUUACAGCACAUGGAGGCCUGUCCAGACCUGGCACACUACGGACUUUGUGGCAUCAGGAAGUGGAGCAGUCGUGGACUCACAGGUAAUAAACAAAGGGAGCCUUUCUCCAGAGGUCACCUUCAUGAUUUCCUCCUCCUCAAUGUCGACCGGAGUCAGAACGUCCAGUACGACCAGAACCGCUUCACCUGUCACGAUGUUGACUUCACCCUGAGACUACACAGUGCUGGACUGCUCAUAUGCCGGUUUAACAGCUUCAGUGUCAUGAAGAAGCAGAUCGCCAUUGGAGGAUACAGAACAUUUAUCAUCAAGACAAAGAUGACAGAUGUUCCCACCUCAGUGGGACCCUCGCAGUACAUUUGUGCCCCAGACAGCAAACACCUUUUCUUGGCUACGCCAGCCCAGCUUCUCCUGGAAAAGUACCUCCAACACACCAGCCAGAAGCUGUUUCCACUAAGCACCAAAAACUACACACACCCUGUGUUGUCUGUGGACUGUUUCCUCAACCUGGGACCUGAGGUGACGGUGUGUUUUGUGAGUUCAAGACCUCACUCUGUCAACAUCAGCACCACGGGACUGCUGUUCAGUGGCCUUCUCCUCUGUUUUGCUGACUCCUUUGUCACUCCUGGGUUCCUCAAGAAGUUCACCUUCCUCAAAGGUGCGACUCUGUGUGUGAUUAGUGCAGAUCGUAGCUCUUUGAGGCAGACGGUGGGCAGGCUGGAGCUGGAGGAGGAGUGGAGAUUCAGACUCAGUGACGAAUUCCAGACUGCCAAUGCCAAAGAAGACAGACCGCUCUUCUUCCUGACGGGAAAACAUAUAUGA
Scomber japonicus (chub mackerel) is the source of this 6003-nucleotide messenger RNA. It is a transcript of the gene greb1, whose product is annotated as growth regulating estrogen receptor binding 1. The transcript has 33 exons. Bases 1 to 6003 code for a protein of 2000 amino acids. NCBI's taxonomy places the organism in Eukaryota, Metazoa, Chordata, Actinopteri, Scombriformes, Scombridae. The record is from RefSeq and is a predicted model, not a curated record. Gene Ontology annotation, biological process: multicellular organism development.